CCCCACCCACACCCACACCCCACCCACACCCCACACCCCACCCAGAUUAUGUUUUAUCACACAACUUUUAUUGAUCUGAAGAAGAACAUCAUCGGCACAAAUAUCGACAUUACCAAUGUAAAUAUAGGCGUCACCGACGCAAACAUCGACGUCACCGAUGUCACUGAUCCAAGCAAAGACGUUACCAAUACGGACAGAAGUGAAUUUCGGUUUCUAGACACUAUCCUUUCAGUCUAGAGAACAAACAAAAAAUAAAAUGUAUAGAAUGAAGGUCCAUAGAGAAAUCUAGGAUGUACGAUCAAAAAAGCAUAAACGCAGAAAAAGCGAAAAAGAUUUUCCGUUUUCUAUGAAAAAAGCCUAUUUUUCAAGCAAAACAUGACGGGAAUCCUCAAAAAAACGAUGUGCCAAAUGAAAAAGCAUAUUGUUUCUAAAUGAUCAGAUUUCUGGCUAUCUUUCCAUGCAUUUAUCUCUAUUACGAAUUUUUUGGGUGGAGGGCUUAAUGUUGUUUCUCAUUUUAAUUUAUUCCAUUAAAUUGGAAAGAUAUUGUUUUACGAUUCUAAUAUAGAGUUCAACAGAUUGAAUUUUCAACUUUUUUUAUUUAUUAAAAAUUGAAAUUCUCAGAAAAAAGCUUCUGUUUCUGUAUUCGUAUUCUGUUAACGUCUUAGUUUUUUUGUAUGUCGUAGAGCUGGGUUUUUUCACUAAUACUUUUAAUGUUUCCAAAAUGGUUUUUCUUACAUAUUCUUGAUGAUUUUUGAUCCGACUGACAUGACAAGUUUUAACGUCUUAUCAUUUUCAGAGAAUACGCUUUGUAAUUAGUUUGUAGAAGUGAAAGAAAGAUCAAUGAUGUGACAGACAGACGUCAAAAAAAGGAUUUGUUGGCUGAUUAAAAAAAAAGUCAUUUUCUUCAUCCGUUGAUUGUCUGAUUAACAUAGAAAUUUCAUUCAAAUGUCUUUUUUCUUUUUAUGUAGCAUCUGAAAGAAUAAAAACCCAUUUUAAAAUGAUCGACUAUGGACGAGGAAUAGUUGGUUUUAUCGUAACUUUAAUUUCUCUUAUUCAUGGUUCAGCUGCAUGGGUCAUCUCGUUUAUGGUUGUCGCUAUUAUCAUCCGUUAUCAAUAUAAUAAUCGUUUGAAACGAGAAGAGAAGAUAACUCUUUUACUUUCUACUAAUAUUUAUUUACUUAUUUUUCUCUAUAUAACAGCACUAAUUUCAUGCAAUAUUCAAACAAUAGUCGGUGAUAUCCAUGGAAAUAAUUUUGAUUCAUCAUGGUGUGUAUUCGUUGGGUAUUAUAUUGUUGCAACGUGUUGUGCUUUGUAUCAUGCCUUUGUUACUCAGGCUUUAUUUCGUCUUGGUCGCAUUGUUUAUUCAAACUAUAGAUGGCUCCAACAUUUCUGGUUCUAUAUCAUUGUCACCGGUAUUCAAGUAGUAGGAGCCUUUGCUCUUCUAUCCCCUGUUCUCAUUUGGCAUGAUGUAAUCUAUCUAUCUAACGAUCAUUAUUGUUGUGUUUCAUUCAAAAUAAUUCUCGGUGUUCUUUGGGCUGUAUUUGCUUGUUAUGGUCUUCCUCUUAUUUAUUUAUCUCUCAUAUAUAUUCGUAUCACAUUAUUUAUUCGUCAACAAUCCAAUACCGUAGCAUUGGCAAUAAAACGAAGACAACAACGAGAUUUACUCGCUAUUCAACGAAUUCUCAUUAAUGUUGGUCUAUUGAUAGCAAUAGGAUUUCCGGCUAUGGUUCUCUUAGUUAUGCUUUUCAUUACUGGUGAAGAACAUCCAUUACUUUAUCGUAUCUUAUGGAUUGGAGCCGAAGUAUCUAUGGCAGUAUUGAGUAUAGCAAUGGUUUUGACGACACCUCAACUUAAAAAUAUUGUUAUGAAAAGACAGCGACAAAACCGGGUAACUACCAUUGAAGGUCCUGUUCGAAUGGGAUCCAUGUCAACUGCUCACUGA
This is a messenger RNA of Rotaria sordida, 1942 nucleotides long. The record is from the annotation of a GenBank genome assembly. Lineage: Eukaryota; Metazoa; Rotifera; Eurotatoria; Philodinida; Philodinidae.